AUGGCAAACGAAACGGGCCAAAAUCCAAGCACAUCGCAAACAAAAUCGCAAGUAUUUUUCAAUUUUGAGAAAUUUGACCGUGAAAAAAUACUGUGGAGCCGUUGGCAAAAACGUCUGGAAAGCGCGUUCAUAAUCAACGAAACACCAGAAGAUAAAAAGUUACAUUUACUUUUACAUCACAUCGGCUACGCCACAUAUUACAACACACUGUGCGACAAAUUAUCACCCGAUGAGCCAGAGAAAAAAAAUUACGAAGAUGUGUGCAAAGUAUUGAUCGAAGUGUUCGACCCAAAACCACUGGAAAUAGUUGAAAACUACCGUUUUCACUUGAGUCGACAAUUGGAACAUCAAUCAGUGGACGAAUUUGCAAUUGAACUCAUAAAAGUUGCUUUAAACUGCAAUUUCGGAACGUAUCUCAACACCGCUUUGAGAAAUCAGUUUGUUUUCGGUCUGAAAAACAAAGCAAUUCGUAGCCGACUGUUGGAGCAGACAGAUUUGGACUUGGGAAAGGCGAUUAAGAUAGCACGUCAAAUGGAACUAUCUGACCAAGGCAACGUCGAGAUCGCACAUAACCUCAAAGAACGCUCACCGGUGGCAACCGUCAGCAAAAACGACUACGAACAAUACAUCGGCACGCUCAACGAAAAUGAGUUGAAACCAUCGGACAUCAAUUUGGUUAGCUACACAGGCAACGGAAUCAAAGUGUAUGGGCAUUCACUUUUGGGACGUGAAUGGUUACGCGUAUUGCCGUUUGACUGGAACAAAGUGUUUCGUGGGGAGCACAUGGUUUCACAAAUCGAUGGACAAACCGCUCUCAACACGUUGAAACAAAAAUAUCCGCGUGUGUUCGAUGCACAAUCAAUGGGUAAAAUCACCGGUCUCAAGGCACGCAUUCAUUUGAAACCAGACACACCACCAAUUUUUAAGAAAGCACGUAAACCAGCUUUUGCAAUGCGUAAACGAAUCGAAAUAGAAUUGGACGAAUUGGUUCGGAAUGGCGUCUUGAAAAAAGUCGAAACCAGCGAAUACGCAACACCGAUUGUUCCAGUUCCAAAGAGUAACGACAAGGUCCGUAUUUGUGGCGAUUAG
Sitodiplosis mosellana (orange wheat blossom midge) is the source of this 1089-nucleotide messenger RNA. RefSeq lists its product as uncharacterized. The record is from RefSeq and is a predicted model, not a curated record. The transcript is spliced from 3 exons. NCBI's taxonomy places the organism in Eukaryota, Metazoa, Arthropoda, Insecta, Diptera, Cecidomyiidae. Bases 1 to 1089 code for a protein of 362 amino acids.